GCGUCGGUAGUCAAACCGUAGUGUUACCUCGGCUUCACCCUCGUCCACAUCGUAUUUUACCUCAGGAAAAUUCCAAGUGUCCGACUAAAACCCCAGUGCUUCCCCCAUUCUAACACUAAAAACACCACAAUGGCUGAUGUCGAGACAAAGGAAACCACAGUCGCCUCUCCAGAGAAGAAAGUAGUGGAGGAGGUUGUUGAGAAGAAGGAGAAGGAAGUCAAGGAAGUAGAGGAGGUAGACGAGGACUCAAGGGCAUCUGAGAAUGGUGAUGCCAAAGAGGCCAAAGAAAAUGGUGAGGAGAAGCCCGUUGAAGAGAAAGAGGCAGAGUCCACAGAGAAUGGUGAUUCCACAGAUGCCCCUGCUGAUGCCUGUAGCAUAAAAAGAAAAUCCACAGCGGGUGUAGAGGCAAGUGCAGAUGCACCAGAUGGCGUAAGUCCCGAGAAAAAAGCUAAACUCGAGGAUAAACCGGUGGAAUCUGCUGAGAGCAACGGUGACACAGAGACCGCGGCCUAAUAUAUCAAAAAAACAUAACUAAAACGUUUAAAAAACAACCAACAAAACCAUCCCCUACACUCUAAUGAACAUUAUCACACAUCCAAACGUGGAGUCAGAGCAUUAAAACAAUUAUUUCAUCGUCGACGCAUCGGAGAAAACCCGUGAAAGAAAUGACAGUUCUUUUUUAUUAUUAUUUUCUACUUUGAUUUUCAACAACUGAACAAUAAAACUGUACUUAAUAUACGUGCACUCAAUUUAUGAUAAUUGAAGUUAAUAAAUAAAUGUGAAUUAUAUAAAUGCAUAUCUGUUGCAUAGUAAUCUAGUAUAUUUUUUUUCCCAGGAGUUUUCUCCGAUGCACAAUUCACACACACUUAACUCGUUAUAUUGUUACAAUUUUGAGAUGAAAAUGAUAAAAAAAAAAGUGAAUAGUGGAUAAUUUAUCCAUUGAAUAUAUUUGUAAUUCGGAGUUGGAUUUAAUGCGGUGCUGUGAGGGAUUCAGAUUGUCAUUAAAUGCCGAAUUAGUAAUGGAAAAAAAAGAACUAUAAAUUUUAAAGAUAACAAAGUUUAUGUGAACGGCAUUGAUGGUAAAGAUAGUUAUUUUUCUGUGAAACUAAAUACAUUCCUGUAUUACGGAACCACCAAUUUGGCGAUAAAAGUAGUUAAUGCAAUGACAACUGUUUGACAUAAUAUUUUUUCUCAUAAAAGGAUUUUCUAUUUUAUCACUAAUCAUUAAUCGUUUGAGAAUUAUUAUUCAGUUUAAGACUGGUUAGUCUCACAUUGAUUGGGGUAUUAAUGGUGUUUAUUCAGAGAUCGACUUUCCUUGGUACGUAAUAAAUCGUGGAGCAACUGAAACAAGUAGUCGUUCGUCGUGUAUUAAUGUGAAAGUGUGUAGGUUUGACAUUAGACAAUUUUUUCAACCGAAAAUUAUGAUUCUUUUAAUUUUUUUUCCUACCACGAUUGUCAUUUAAGUUCAUUUUCUAAAUAUUUGAUUUGAAUCGAAUACGAGAUGAUUUUUAUUUAUUGAUUCAAAGUGCAUUUUCAGUUCAGUUUUCUUUUUUUCGAGGAUGAAGUUACAGUGCAAUUGCGCAGCUAAGAAUACAGACUUCAUUAUUUCUGACUUGUAACAGUUAAUACAAAGAUGUUAUAUUGCAGGAACGUAAUAAAUGUGUAAUAAAAUA
This is a messenger RNA of Fopius arisanus, 1673 nucleotides long. RefSeq names its product Decondensation factor 31 (gene Df31). NCBI's taxonomy places the organism in Eukaryota, Metazoa, Arthropoda, Insecta, Hymenoptera, Braconidae. Bases 130 to 513 code for a protein of 127 amino acids. The transcript is spliced from 3 exons. The record is from RefSeq and is a predicted model, not a curated record.